Messenger RNA from Andrographis paniculata, 4264 nucleotides. RefSeq names its product phospholipase D gamma 1-like. Gene Ontology annotation, molecular function: D-type glycerophospholipase activity. Gene Ontology annotation, cellular component: plasma membrane. Bases 507 to 3830 code for a protein of 1107 amino acids. The transcript has 10 exons. NCBI's taxonomy places the organism in Eukaryota, Viridiplantae, Streptophyta, Magnoliopsida, Lamiales, Acanthaceae. Gene Ontology annotation, biological process: phospholipid catabolic process. The record is from RefSeq and is a predicted model, not a curated record.
GCCCGGACCUUGAAAUUGAAUUCCAUUCCCAGCACCAUACCGUGUCGCGCGCACCAUCCGCUGCUAAUGGUGUUCUGUUGUUCUCAAGAAUCUAUUGUAGAGAGUCAAAAUUCUCGAGAAUUCAUCGCAACAAUCAAAUUGAAGAGGUGAUCGUCUGCCCAACUUGUUGUUUCUGACCUAAUUUUUGGGGAUCCAAGUGCUGGAAGGAUAAUUGGUUUCGACCUUCUUCGACUAUUGGAAGAGAGAUUGGGGAAUUUUCCUCAAUUGGGAAUUGAGGUUUUUUCCUGACUACAAAUACACUCUUUUAUCUCUCUACUACUAAUUUAAUUUCUCUCCAAUUUGAAAUCGUUGUGCUGUGAAUUCCUGCUAAGGAAGAUUCGUAGUUGGAUUCGAGGAAGGAGGAGAUUUUGAUCAUUAUGAAGUGUUUUAGCGUUUCGUGUGAUUCAUUUUUGAUGUAUUAGCGUGUAGUGGAAGAAUUCAGGAGUUAAGAACAAUUAGGUCUGCAGAUGAACAACCAAAAUCACUACCCUCCUCCUCCUCCUCCUCCUCCAUACCCUUACAAUCCCGGCUAUGGCUACCCUCAUGGUCCAGCACCUCCGAGUCAAUACCCUAAUCCAGGUUAUGGUCCGCCGCCUCCUAGUUAUCCCUCUUGUCCAGAGCCAUAUCCCUACCCACAGCAGCCCCAUUAUCCACCCCCUUAUUCCCAAUCACCUUCUGGUCAUCUGAAUUAUGCAUAUCCAAAUCCUUCAGCACCCUUUGCACCUCCUCCUGCACCCCACUACGCAUCAGGCUAUGGUUCCGACCCAUACCAACAUCAUUUGUACCCUACUGUUCCAGCUCCUCCGCCAUCGGCUCCUCCUCCAUCAUUGGAUCCUCCUCACCCCAUUCAUCAUAACCUUCAGCAUCAACCAUCUGGAAGAUUGCAGCCUCCUCAUAUUCAAACUGAAAGUCCUCCAAAACCAAAUGAUCAUUCCAACUAUCCCCAUUACCAAGGUGGUUCAUUCUAUGUGGAUGAUCCACUAGUGAACUCUAAUAGAUUGGAUGAUAGUUCCCCCAGUUAUCCCUCUCUAUACCCAAGAAUAGAUGAUCAGUUAGAAAGUAUGCAUUUGUCUGAUGCUCACCAUAAGCCAUCAGCACCAGCGUCGCCGCCAGGUCCGUCUUCUGCAUUAAUUGAUCCCACUAUGAAAUUUCACUCUGGACCUUUGCCAAGGACUGAUAAACUUGAUAUGGUGUCUUCGUAUGGGUCUCACAGUAGCUCCUUUUCGAGGUUGGAGCAAUCUCAGCUGGGCAAGGCAGAUUCAUUCUCAAGUACCAAUGUUUCAUAUGGGUUAGGCAUGCAGCUUGUGCCAGCUUCACCUUCUAAAUCAUCGCUGAAGGUCUUGCUCUUACAUGGGAACCUGGAUAUAUGGGUAUAUGAAGCGAAAAACCUCCCAAACAUGGAUAUGUUUCACAAAACCUUAGGGGAUAUGUUCAACAGAUUACCUGGUAACAUGAGCAGCAAAAUUGAAGGGCAAAUGAAAAAUAAGAUUACAAGUGAUCCGUAUGUAUCCAUAACUGUAACAGGUGCUGCUAUUGCGAGGACUUAUGUGAUAAGCAAUAGUGAAGAUCCUGUUUGGAAUCAAAAUUUUGUAGUUCCGGUGGCUCAUCAUGCUGCAGAAGUGAACUUUGUUGUGAAGGAUAGCGAUGUUGUAGGGUCACAAUUGAUAGGCACAGUGUCAAUUCCAGUUGAGCAUAUCUAUGGAGGAGAAAAAAUCCAGGGAUUUUUUCCAAUUCUUAAUGCUAGCGGAAAGCCCUGUAAACCCGGGGCUGUUCUGCGCCUAGAAAUACAGUAUUAUCCAAUGGAGCAAUUGAGCAUUUACCAUAAUGGAGUUGGAGCUGGUCCAAAUUAUGUGGGAGCUCCUGGGACAUACUUUCCUCUUAGGAGAGGUGGGACAGUUACCCUCUAUCAAGACGCUCAUGUACCUGAUGGUAGCCUCCCGAUUUUGAAGCUUGAUAAUGGGAUGCAUUAUGUCCAUGGGAAAUGUUGGCAUGACAUUUUUGAUGCCAUACGGAAUGCACGCCGCCUGGUUUACAUUACUGGAUGGUCAGUAUGGCACAAAGUUAGACUUAUUAGGGAUGGGGAGUCAGUAUCGAACUACACUUUGGGUGAGCUUCUGAAGUCAAAAUCUCAGGAAGGUGUAAGAGUGUUGCUGCUUGUGUGGGAUGAUCCAACAUCCAGAAACAUACUUGGCUACAAAACAGAUGGAGUCAUGCAAACUCAUGAUGAAGAAACUCGUCGUUUUUUUAAACACUCUUCUGUUCAAGUACUGCUAUGUCCUCGAGCAGCAGGAAAAAAACACAGCUGGGUUAAGCAGAGGGAAGUUGAAGUCAUUUAUACUCACCAUCAGAAAACUGUGAUAGUGGAUGCUGAUGCUGGGAAUAACAGAAGAAGAAUAAUUGCUUUCGUGGGAGGACUGGACUUGUGUGAUGGCAGAUAUGAUACUCCUCAGCAUCAUAUUUUUAGAACACUGCAAACACUGCAUUCAGAUGACUACCAUAACCCAACUUUUGCUGGGAACGUUGAUGGCUGUCCAAGAGAACCAUGGCAUGACUUGCACAGUAAAAUUGAUGGCCCAGCAGCAUAUGAUGUUCUGAAAAAUUUUGAGGAGCGAUGGCAGAAAGCUUCAAAGCGCCAUGGAAUUAAAAAACUAAAGAUGUCAGAUGACGAUGCCUUGCUUCGAUUAGACAGGAUGCCUGAAAUAUUAGAGAUAUCUGAUGCUCCUUGUUUACAUGAAGACCAUCCUGAGGCUUGGCAUGUUCAGGUGUUUCGAUCCAUCGAUUCAAAUUCUGUCAAAGGUUUUCCAAAGGAUCCUAAGGAUGGUCCAGCACGUAACCUCGUGUGUGGGAAGAAUGUUCUUAUUGAUAUGAGCAUACAUACAGCAUAUGUGAAAGCCAUUCGAGCUGCCCAACAUUUCAUUUAUAUUGAAAAUCAGUACUUUAUUGGGUCCUCAUACAAUUGGAGUCAACACAAGGGUGUUGGUGCUGAUAACUUGAUCCCAAUGGAAAUUGCACUAAAAAUAGCUGAAAAAAUUAGAGCACGGGAGAGGUUUGCCGCUUAUAUCGUCAUCCCUAUGUGGCCAGAAGGCAAUCCAACAGGAGCUCCUACACAAAGGAUUUUAUUCUGGCAGAAUAAAACAAUGCAAAUGAUGUACGAAACCAUAUACAAAGCCUUAGUGGAGGUUGAGCUUGAGACUACUCACUCACCGCAAGAUUAUUUGAACUUUUUCUGCCUUGGAAAUCGUGAAGCCGUUGAUGCAGGCACCUCGGUUGAGAGUCCGCCUGCUGCAAACACUCCUCAGGGAUUGUGCAGGAAAAGCCGCAGAUUUAUGAUUUAUGUUCAUUCUAAAGGUAUGAUUGUGGACGACGAGUAUGUGAUAAUAGGGUCUGCAAACAUUAAUCAACGGUCUAUGGAGGGUACUCGGGACACUGAAAUAGCAAUGGGAGCCUAUCAACCUCAUUACACAUGGGCAAGAAAAUUAUCAAGUCCACAAGGACAGAUAUAUGGAUAUAGAAUGUCCCUAUGGGCCGAACACCUCGGAUUCCUGGAGGACUGUUUUACUCAACCAGAGUCUCUCGAAUGCGUGCAACGUGUUAGGUCUUUGGGUGAGGCCAACUGGGAGCAAUUUGCAUCCCCCACAGUUUCUGAAAUGAGAGGACACCUCCUCAAGUACCCUGUUGAGGUUGACCAGAAGGGCAAAGUCAAGCCUCUUAAGGGAUGCGAAACAUUCCCUGAUGUCGGAGGGAACAUAGUCGGUUCCUUCAUCGCCAUACAGGAAAACCUUACCAUCUAACUUCUCAUAACCAUUGCUGCCAUGCUCGGUAUGUUUCUGCUUUAAUCUGAAGUGGCGAUUUUCUUUCUUUUUUUUUUUUUCUUCAUCUUUGUGUUAUUGAAUGUUUAUUACUUCAUUGAGGAAAGAUAUUCCAGUUUUGGUAUUGAUUACAUACAUUUGUGUGUGUAAUAUAAUAGGGAAAAUGAUGGCUUCACUCUCAAGAAUCCCUACUUCUUUGGUGUACAUUCCUUGACUUUGAGGUUUCUAUUUAAAUUUUCUGUCUGUGUAAUGUAAUCAUUGGGAAAUUAUCUUGGCUUUGCACUUAGACUUGAUUGAAUUUUAGUUAUGUAUGUAUGUAUGUAUGUAUGUAGAUACAUAUAAUUAGGACAAGUGCAUAAACUUUUUAGGGUCCAUUUGUUUGAGCACUAGAUUGUUUGAAGUUAUGGUUUUGGUCU